AUGCAUGAUUUUUCAAACAGUCGAAGUGAUUGUCAAAAAUUUGAUGGGGACUUAGCUGUCUUUGAUGUCUAUGAAAAAUAUUUUCAUUUUAGAGAAAUUUACUAUGAAAAGCUAGGAUUAAAUCAGCAUAUGUGGUUUGGAUUAAGAGAUCAUCAUGGAGACGGACCAACUGUCGAAAGAAGGUGGAUUACUGGUUCUUUCUUAGCUUAUCAAAAAUUUUUGGGAGAACCUCCUUCUUCUACUGGAACUUCAGAUGAUUGCUAUAUUAGUUCUGCGUUUGGAGAUCAUUUGUGGAUUGAUGAUUUGUGCAGUCAGCUUCGUUUUUUCAUCUGUGAGAAAGCUUGCAGCUAUGAUUUGGAAUACAGUAAUCGCUAUUUUACCAUCAAUCAAGUCAAUAGGACAUGCGAUGAAGGUAGAAACUAUUGCCAAUCACACGGUGGAGAUUUAGCUAUCAUUAACAAUAGCGAUUUGACCGAUUUCUUGUCUGGCUAUCUGACAUGGACUCAAUCAGUCUGGAUUGGUUUGCGAGAUAUUAACAGUCUAGAUAACUUCAAUGCUUUCGUUUGGGUUAAUGGAACUGUCGCUAGUAGUUAUACGGAUUGGGGUGUAUAUAGUCAAGACACUAAACGUGAUUGUGUUCUUAUUCAGAAGAAUAAUGGCAAGUAUAACUGGAUUAAUGUAGACUGUAAUAGAACUUCGUGGACCCUGUGCGAAUUUGGUACAAGACCAGUUGCAUCAACGACCGCUUACAGAACGACUCUUUCCACUAAUACAGGAACCAAUGCAGAAGAAGGUACAGAAUCAACCGAAACAACUGAUAUAUUUGUCCAAACACAAUAUUUUUAUAUAAAAUCGAUAUUGGUGGAUGCAGCUAAUUCAGUUCAGAUUGAUUUCAAGCCGAUCUUACCUCCAUCCACAAAUGACUUACUAGCGACUACUAAAAUGCCAGCUACUAAACCAGUUAUCACAACAGUAACUUAUACUACAACUCUUUCCAUUCAUGCUGGAAACGAAAUAGAAGAAGUAGAAUUAACUACAACAACUGAAAUAUUUGCCCAAAAGCAAUACUUUUAUGUAAAAUCGAUAUUGAUGGAUGCAGCUAAUCCAGUUGAAAAAUUUUGGCUGCAAACUAAUCGAGACCAAACUCUAUGUUAUAAUGUUCCUAAUGUAACCUACGAUUUUAACGAUGCUCAAGCACAUUGCCAACUAUAUGGAGGUAACUUAGCUAUAUUAGAUGCUGCUAAUAAGAGUGAUUCACUAACCGGAAUCUACUAUGGUAAACUUGGUCUUGACAAGAGUUUAUGGAUUGGAUUAGUCAAUAUUCAGUCUAAGCAUGCUAAUAUUACUCAAUUUUGGAUUAAUGGUAUAAAACCAACUUACACUAAUUUUGCAUAUCCACCCGAUGGUACUAUUCAAGAUUGUUAUUUAAUGGACGCAAAUAGUACACAUAAGUGGUUUCUCGAGUUAUGUAGUAACCAGCAUCACUUUCUUUGCCAAAAAGGUAAUAAGAUUCAUGAUUAA
Messenger RNA from Trichoplax adhaerens, 1521 nucleotides. RefSeq lists its product as uncharacterized. The transcript has 6 exons. The coding region runs from base 1 to 1521 and encodes 506 amino acids. The record is from RefSeq and is a predicted model, not a curated record. NCBI's taxonomy places the organism in Eukaryota, Metazoa, Placozoa, Uniplacotomia, Trichoplacea, Trichoplacidae.